AUGUCACCGACUGCCAUGGGCGACUUGCCUCAGUGGUGUGGGAAGACAGAAGGAUGCCCUCAGGCCUUGCUUGGCUGGCUUUAUCUGACUCAUGAGCAGAACGAUCAGUGGGUUCCUGGAUCAGUAUGGGGUCCUCUCCCAACAGCAGCCACGGGGACGACCCAACCGCCCACAGACGACAGCAACUCACUAGCGGAACAGUUAGCCGCACUGUCACUGCGCCGCCCGCCCAGGCCGCCGCCCCCGGCCUACAUGUGCCAUCUGUGCUUCAAGAAAGGACACUACAUUGGGGACUGUCCACAGGCCCGUCCCAAAGGCGAAGGUCUGACGCCAUACCAGGGCAAAAAGCGGUGCUUCGGCGAGUACAAGUGCCCGAAAUGCAAGCGGAAGUGGAUGAGCGGAAACUCGUGGGCAAAUAACGGCCAAGAGUGCAUCAAGUGUCGUAUCAAUGUUUUUCCUCAUAAGCAGAGGCCCCUCGAAAAGCCGGACGGUCUUGAUGUCAGCGACCAGUCGAAGAUCCACCCCCAGCAUCUCUGCCAGAAGUGUCGUUCACUCGGAUACUAUUGUCGACGGGAAUAUUAG
This is a messenger RNA of Pieris macdunnoughi, 582 nucleotides long. Lineage: Eukaryota; Metazoa; Arthropoda; Insecta; Lepidoptera; Pieridae. The record is from the annotation of a GenBank genome assembly.